Messenger RNA from Callorhinchus milii (elephant shark), 1713 nucleotides. RefSeq names its product extracellular calcium-sensing receptor-like. The record is from RefSeq and is a predicted model, not a curated record. Gene Ontology annotation, biological process: G protein-coupled receptor signaling pathway. NCBI's taxonomy places the organism in Eukaryota, Metazoa, Chordata, Chondrichthyes, Chimaeriformes, Callorhinchidae. The coding region runs from base 1 to 1713 and encodes 570 amino acids. Gene Ontology annotation, cellular component: membrane. The transcript is spliced from 5 exons. Gene Ontology annotation, molecular function: G protein-coupled receptor activity.
AUGAUCUACACCAUCGAGGAAAUAAAUAGUAACCAAACUUUACUUCCGAAUAUUAAACUGGGCUACAAGAUCCACGAUAGCUGUGGUGAUCCAGCUAUGACUACCAAGGUGACCACCAUGCUUAUCACUGGGCAGGAAGAGACGCUAGCUGAAACAAAGUGUAAUACAAUCUCUGAUGUCCCUGCUCUGAUCGCAGAUGCUGAGUCAAUGCAGUCUGUAGCAGUAGCGAGGGUCAGUUAUUCCGCUGCGUAUGACUACCUCAAUAAUAUGUACGAAUUCCCUACAUUUUUCCGAACGAUUCCCAAUGAUUACCAUCAGGUGGAGGCUUUGGCUCGGAUUAUCAAAUACUUUGGCUGGAACUGGAUUGGUACAAUCAGGAGUAAUUCCACCUAUGGCGCUCUGGCCAUGGAUGAGAUUAUAGAAGGAGUCCAGAAACUCGAUAUCUGUGUUGCCUUCUCAGAGUUGUUACAUCACAUGUAUGCAAUAAAUUUCACUGCUAAGAAUGGAGAAAGUAUCUACUUCGACCAAAAUUUGGAUACAGUCCCACUAUACGAAUUGGUAAACUGGCAAAUGAACUCAGAAGGUAUAGCGCAUGUUGUGACAGUGGGGCAUUAUGAUGGACUUGUACAUCCCGAUAAAAGGCUGUUUAUCAACAAAGACGAUAUUGUCUGGAUAGGUGGGGGAAAGGAGGCCCCUCGCGGAGUGUGUUCUGACAGCUGUCCUCCUGGUACAUGGAAAACAGUGAAAAAGGAGGAGCCUGUGUGUUGUUUUAGCUGUGUGCAGUGUGCGGAUGGCCAAAUCACAAACAUAACAGAUGCAUUAUCUUGCUUGAAAUGCUCCUCGGAAUACUGGUCCAAUCAGUUCAACAACCGCUGCUUGCCUAAGGAAAUCGAGUUUCUCUCCUUUGAUGAUCAAAUGGGGAAGUCACUGGUCAUUCUGGCAGUGGUUGGAGCAGGGUUAACAUUAGCCACAGCUGGAAUAUUUUAUAAAUUCAGAAGCACUCCCCUGGUUAAAGCUAAUAAUUCUGAUCUAAGCUUCCUCCUACUUUUUGCACUAAUCCUGUGCUUUCUGUGCUCACUUACAUUCAUCGAUAAACCAUCCCGGUGGUCCUGCAUGUUACGACACACAAUAUUCAGUAUUAGUUUUGUUCUCUGUCUCUCUUGUAUCCUGGGAAAGACAAUUGUUGUGCUGAUGGCAUUCAAGACAACAAUGCCCAAUAGCAAGAAGAAGAUCAAGUGGUUUAGUCCCAUACGUCAAAGAAUAAACGUUUUCAUCCUUACAUUUAUCCAGACUUUACUAUGUAUCCUCUGGCUUACCACCUCCCCUCCUUUCCCUGUGAAAAACACUUCAUACUACAAGUCUAUAAUCAUUCUAGAAUGUAAUGUGGGCUCCAUGGCGUACUUUUGCUGUGUGUUUGGUUAUAUUGGUGCUUUGUCAUGCGUGUGUUUUGUACUUGCAUUUUUAGCUAGAAAACUACCGAAUAAUUUCAAUGAAGCUACAUUUAUAACCUUUAGCAUGCUCAUCUUUUGUGCAGUUUGGAUAACUUUCAUCCCAGCUUAUGUCAGCUCUCCUGGGAAAUACACAGUGGCUGUAGAAGUAUUUGCUAUUUUAGCAUCUAGCUUUGGUCUCUUAGUCUGUAUUUUUGUUCCCAAAUGUUACAUUAUAAUUUUUAAACCUGAAAAGAAUACAAAGAAAUAUUUAAUGAAGAAAUAA